Molecule: messenger RNA, 1787 nt
Organism: Coffea eugenioides
Lineage: Eukaryota; Viridiplantae; Streptophyta; Magnoliopsida; Gentianales; Rubiaceae
Product: PAP-specific phosphatase HAL2-like
Exons: 5
Coding region: 170-1318 (382 amino acids)
Biological process (GO): sulfate assimilation; phosphatidylinositol phosphate biosynthetic process
Molecular function (GO): 3'(2'),5'-bisphosphate nucleotidase activity
Source: RefSeq, a predicted model, not a curated record
CGUUCCAUUCCCUUGCCGUCAACCCAGAUGAUGCAGCAUCAUCAGUGACCUCUCUUCCGAGGUAUCAACCAUGCAGAGAACAGCUUUUACUUUACCAAUCUAGACCAACCCUUUUCACAUAGCAUUGUUUCUUCACCUGGGUCGGAUCUAUAUUGUUGAAAUUGGCAUCAUGGAGGACGAUAAAUACUCUCUGGAAUUGAAUGUGGCCGUGAGGGUGGUGCAUAUGGCAUGCUCACUCUGUCAAAAAGUCCAAAAAGGAUUGCUUUCUUCUACAUCCUUCGUUCAAUUCAAGUCUAAAGAGGAUAAUUCCCCUGUCACUAUCGCUGAUUGGAGUGUACAAGCCAUGGUAAGCUGGAUCUUGUCAGAAAUAUUUGGGAGCCAGAACAUCUCCAUAGUUGCUGAAGAAGAUGUUCAAACUCUUUCAAAGCCUGAAUCAGCAGGUCUGUUGGAAAUGGUUGUCAACACCGUGAAUGAAUGCCUAAGUGAAGCACCCAGAUUUGGUCUUAAAAGCCCAGCUCAAGCUCUUGGGCCUUCACAAGUUCUUGAGGCAAUUGGCAGGUGCAAUGCAGCCGGAGGUCCUCUUGGUAAGCAUUGGGUCCUUGAUCCUAUCGAUGGAACGCUAGGAUUUUUGCGUGGGAGCCAGUAUGCUAUUGCUCUUGCCUUGAUUGAUAAUGCAGAAGUUGUUAUUGGAGUUCUUGGGUGCCCUAAUUACCCAGCUAAAAGAAACUGGCUUGUUAAACACGAGCAACAAAGUCAUGCCGUGCCAGAAUUGUCAGUGACUAACCCUGGUAUAUGGGAAGAAGGGUGUAUCUUGUACACAAGGACAGGUAGUGGUGAAGCUUGGAUGCAGCCACUUGUCCAGGGUGAUAAAAAGCUUGUCUGGCCAAAUUCUGCAAGAUUAGUGCGAGUUUCUUCUAUUCAGGAUCCAGCACUGGCUACUUUCUGUGAGCCUGUGGAAGAAGCUAAUUCAAAUCAUUCCUUCACAGCCGGACUUGCUCAAGCCGUUGGGCUAAGAAAGAAGCCGCUCCGUGUUCAUAGCAUGGUGAAAUAUGCAGCAAUAGCUCGGGGAGAUGCUGAGAUUUUUAUGAAGUUUGCCAGAGCGGGCUACAAGGAGAAGAUAUGGGAUCAUGCUGCUGGUGUUCUCCUUGUACAGGAGGCUGGUGGUGUGGUAACUGAUGCAGGAGGGCGGCCACUGGACUUUUCGAAGGGAAUGUACCUUGAAGGGCUUGAUAGGGGUAUAGUCGCUUGCUCCGGUGUAAAGCUGCAUGAAAAAAUUAUUGGGGCUGUUUAUGCUAGCUGGGACUCAUCUAAUCUAUGACCGAUAGUCAUUUUGUCCACCAUCGCAAAUAAGCUUAGUCAUACUGAAUCAAUGCUGAGCGGCAUGGUUCACCAAAUCAAAUGUACAUCUGGAUGCAGCCAGCUUGAAGAUGGCUUCACCUGUGGCAAGUACAAUAUCUCCCUGAAUCACCCUGUCCAUGAGAAGGAAGAGAGCAUGCAAGCUUUUGGCAAGCAACGUUUUGCUUUCUCCCACUGGAAUCCGGACUAAAUUUCUUACACAGUUUUGGACAACAAUUAUUGGCAACCCUGUGAGGCUAUGAUGUAUUUUGAUUGUUAAACUCUUGAUGCAAGUCAUGUCUGGACAAUCGAUUCUUGAUUUGCAGUCUUUGCUGCUCUUCCUCUGUCUCUCUCUGUCCAUUUCGACAAGAUUUGUGAGCUUCUCUGUACUGUUGCAGUUUUGUGUCAUUCAUGACACUUCUCAUCAUAUAAUUGCUGUUACCAGAAAUCCA